AUGGCAGACAGCAAGGAAGCCGGAAAAACAGAUCAAAUCUUUACAUCGGCGGAUCGGAUACGCCAAUUGAACGAAGUGGACAAGGACGUGGCAAGACUAAUCCACUCCGCUGGCCUCGCGAUACAAGCCCUCACCAACGCCAGAUCAAGCGACUCCGCAGGAGAUAACUCCCUCGAUUCCCACAAAGUUCGGUUUAAAGAAGCUACGUCGCAGUACUUUGCUCUCCUAUCGUCUAUCGACGUGCGAUUGCGCCGUCAGGUCUACGCCUUAGAAGAGGCUUCCAUACUUGCUCCGGAUUCGUCCUCCAGGACAGGCGAUCUACCUGGCGCAAGCGGGGGAACUGCGGCAGCGGCGAACCCGUUGGAUGUCAGUUGGCUUAACAGCCGAAAGGAUACUGUAGGCAAGGAUAAGGAGGCGGAGCUUUGGGCGGCUGCAAGAGGAUUUGUCGAGCAGAUUAGCAAUCCUGGGGUGAAGGCUGAGAAUAAUCGUGAGGGAAUGGAAGUUGACUGA
Aspergillus pseudotamarii is the source of this 510-nucleotide messenger RNA. RefSeq names its product mediator of RNA polymerase II transcription subunit 11. Gene Ontology annotation, molecular function: transcription coregulator activity. The record is from RefSeq and is a predicted model, not a curated record. Lineage: Eukaryota; Fungi; Ascomycota; Eurotiomycetes; Eurotiales; Aspergillaceae. The transcript has 2 exons. Gene Ontology annotation, cellular component: mediator complex. Gene Ontology annotation, biological process: regulation of transcription by RNA polymerase II. Bases 1 to 510 code for a protein of 169 amino acids.